Messenger RNA from Spodoptera litura, 870 nucleotides. Lineage: Eukaryota; Metazoa; Arthropoda; Insecta; Lepidoptera; Noctuidae. The record is from RefSeq and is a predicted model, not a curated record.
CCAAGUCUUGUGCAUGAGAAUUAAAUGUCAUCAUGAAUACUUAUAUCUUUUUCAUUGUGAUGAGUUUGUCGGGCUUUAUUCAGUGUCGCAAACAACCGUUGGUACAUGGUGGGUUCAAGGUCACAAUUGAAGAAUACCCUCAUGUAAUGGCCUUGCAUGUUAUGUGCAAUGAAUUAUCAACGCAUAAGAAAAAAAUGUACAUAUGUGGAGCAUCAAUCCUCACUACAAAGUUAGCACUGACUGCCGCACACUGUAUCAAUCUCUGCAAUUUUACUAGUAGUAUUUAUUCAGUGACCGCAGGUUCUAAUACAUUGAGAGAAGGAUUCAAAUCUACUAUAAAGGGAUUGUAUAUUCAUAAAAAAUAUGGCAAACGGGACAUGGGUUACGACAUUAGUUUGCUGCGACUCAAAACUGAAAUGAAAUUUAGUGAUAAAAUGAAGCCAGUAAUCAUAACAGCUUAUCCGCCAUAUAACGAGACAGCGUUGCUAGCGGCUUGGGGAAGUAUACAGUUGAAACAUGAAACGGAGAGACCUAAAUAUCUAUUCGCUAUCUAUCAAGAUGUGUUGUCUGAAUUUAAAUGCAAUAAAUUUAUGGGUGGAAGAUUAACUCCAAGGUACUUUUGUGGGGAUAGCAAUUUUGAGGAGACCUAUGUAACAAAAGGUGACUCCGGAAGCGCUCUUGUAGUGCGGGACAACAUUCAAAUCGGGAUUUGCUCCUUUGGCAUACCGAGUGUCCGCAAAUCUAUGGAAGUUUACACUAAGGUCACCUAUUUCAAAAAAUGGAUCAAAAAACACGCCAGAAUGCUUUCCCGCCUCUAGAUUUCUAUAAGACUAUGUUUUGCUUUCCGCCCGCGUUACCACAAUAAAAAUU